AUGGGUAUCAAGAACCUUUACCAGAUCAUUUCUGAGAAUGCGCCCGAUGCGAUCAAGACGGGGGAGAUCAAGAAUCAUUUCGGCCGGAAGGUCGCUAUUGAUGCAUCCAUGAGCAUCUACAGCUUCCUGAUCGCCGUGCGCUCCGAAGGUCAACAGCUCAUGAGUGAGUCUGGCGAAACGACGUCACACUUGAUGGGCAUGUUCUAUCGAACCCUGCGCAUGGUCGACAACGGUAUCAAGCCACUCUACGUUUUCGACGGAGCCCCUCCGAAGCUGAAGUCUGGAGAGCUUGCGAAGCGUGGUGCACGCAAGGCGGAGGCCGCUGAAGCACACGAGGAAGCUAAGGAAACCGGUACCGCGGAGGAUGUCGAGAAAUUCUCUCGACGGACAGUGCGCGUAACGCGCGAGCACAACGCUGAGUGCAAGAAGCUACUCAAGCUGAUGGGUAUUCCUUACAUUGAUGCGCCCACAGAGGCCGAGGCACAAUGCGCUGUUCUGGCGCGAGCCGGUAAGGUCUACGCUGCUGCGUCGGAGGACAUGGACACUCUGUGUUUCGAGGCGCCGAUCUUGUUGCGCCACUUGACUUUCAGUGAGCAACGGAAAGAACCCAUUCAAGAGAUCCACCUAAAUAAAGCGAUGGAAGGUCUCAAUAUGGACCGCAAUCAGUUCAUUGAUCUCUGCAUCUUGCUUGGUUGUGAUUAUUUGGAACCUAUCCCCAAGGUGGGCCCCAGCACAGCACUCGCCCUCAUCCGUGAACACGGCACGCUCGAGAAAGUGGUCGAAUACAUGAACAAUGACCCGAAGAAGAAGUACGUCAUUCCCGAGGACUGGCCGUUCCAGGACGCGCGCGAACUCUUCGCGCACCCAGACGUGCGAGACGCGAACCACCCAGACUGCGAUUUCAAGUGGGAGGCACCCGAUGUGGAAGCCUUGGUGCAGUUUUUGGUGGCAGACAAGGGAUUCAAUGAAGACCGAGUUCGCAACGGCGCUGCGCGACUUACCAAGAACCUCAAGAGCGCUCAGCAGUCAAGGCUUGAGGGUUUCUUCAAACCGGUAGCCAAGACUGAUGAGGAGAAAACCUCCCUGAAGCGAAAGCAUGAUGAAAAGCUCCAAGAGCAGAAGAAGCGCAAAAAGGACGAGGCAAAGGCUAAGAAGGAGGCUAAAUCCAAGCCCCGUGGUGCGAACUAG
This is a messenger RNA of Penicillium diatomitis, 1188 nucleotides long. RefSeq names its product multifunctional nuclease RAD27 (gene fen1). The transcript is spliced from 5 exons. The record is from RefSeq and is a predicted model, not a curated record. The coding region runs from base 1 to 1188 and encodes 395 amino acids. Lineage: Eukaryota; Fungi; Ascomycota; Eurotiomycetes; Eurotiales; Aspergillaceae. Gene Ontology annotation, cellular component: cytoplasm; nucleus. Gene Ontology annotation, molecular function: 5'-3' exonuclease activity; 5'-flap endonuclease activity; DNA binding.